CGCCCGCACCCGCUCUCACUAGUCGAACGGUGCCCGACCGGUAACGUAGCGCCGACUGCCGAUCGAGAGACGAACCAGCGACAAUGUCCGCCGUGGCGAAGACUUCCAAAUACACCUACCGCAGCAGCGGCGGUGGCACCACCGACGUCAACAUCGAGUACAGCGCCGACCUGAGUGCUCUCUCCAGGCUGGAGGACAAAAUCCGUCUCCUCCAUGAUGAUCUGGAAUCCGAAAGGGAGCUGCGUCAGAGGAUCGAGAGGGAGAAGGCAGAUUUGAGCGUGCAAGUUAUCCAACUGUCUGAGAGGCUGGAGGAAGCUGAAGGCGGUGCCGAGAGUCAGUUCGAGAUCAACAGAAAACGCGACACCGAACUUACCAAGCUCCGCAAGCUCCUGGAAGAUGUCCACCUUGAGUCCGAGGAGACCGCCCACCUGCUCAAGAGGAAACACCAGGAAAUCGUGGUCGACUUCCAGGAACAAAUCGACCAGCUUACCAAAAGCAGAGCCAGGUCCGAGAAGGAGAAGUCCAAAUUCCAGGCUGAAGUCUACGAGCUGUUGGCCCAGGUGGAGAAUGUAACCAAGGAGAAGAUCACCAUCUCCAAGACAUGCGAGAAGCUGGAGAUCACCAUCAGCGAGCUGCACAUCAAGAUCGAGGAGCUGAACCGCACCAUUGUGGACAUCACCUCCCACAAGCAGCGCCUGUCUCAGGAGAAUGUUGAGCUCAUCAAGGAAGUUCAGGACCUUAAGGUGAACAUUGAGAACGUGGUGUACCUUAGGAGCCAGCUGGCCAGCCAGCUCGAGGACUCUCGCCGCAGGCUUGAGGAUGAGGAGAGGAGGCGUUCUCUGCUGGAGGCUAGCCUCCACCAGGUUGAGAUCGACUUGGAGUCCGUCCGCGUCCAGUACGAGGAGGAAUCCGAGGCCCGUUUGGACCUGGAACGUCAACUGGUCAAGGCCAAUGGCGAAGUUGGCCACUGGCGCUCCAAGUUCGAGGCUGAGGCUUCCGCCAGGGCUGAGGAGAUCGAGGAGAUCCGCCGCAAGUACUCCAUCCGCAUCCAGGAGCAGGAGGAACAGAUCGAGACCCUCAUCGCCAAGAUCAGCAACAUUGAGAAACAGAAGUCUCGUCUGCAGAGCGAGGUUGAGGUACUCAUCAUCGACCUGGAGAAGGCCAACGGAACCGCUCGGGAGCUCCAGAAGAGGACUGAACAGCUGGAACGCGUCAACAUUGAGAUUAAGUCGCGCCUGGAGGAAACCGUACAGCUGUACGAGCAGACCCAGCGUGACCUGCGCAUCAAGAUCACCGAAAUCCAGCGCAUCACCCAUGAGCUCGACAAAACUCGUGAGCAGAAGGAUGCCCUUGGCCGCGAGAACAAGAAGCUGGGUGAUGACUUGCACGACGCCCGCGCUAAUCUCACCGAGUUGAACCGCCGUCUUCACGAGCUCGAGAUCGAGCUGCGCCGUCUUGAGAACGAGCGAGAGGAACUCACCGCUGCCUACAAGGAGGCUGAGGCUGGCCGCAAGGCUGAGGAGCAGCGUGCCAUGAGGCUGACCACCGAACUGGGUCAGUUCCGUCACGAGGCCGAGCGUCGCCUCCAGGAGAAGGAAGAGGAAAUCGAAGCUAUCCGCAAGCAGACCAGCAUCGAGAUCGAGCAGUUGAACGCUCGCGUGGUCGAGGCUGAGACCAAGCUGAAGUCUGAGGUCACCCGCAUCAAGAAGAAGCUCCAGAUCCAGAUCACCGAGCUCGAGCUCUCUCUUGACGUUGCCAACAAGACCAACAUUGAUCUCCAGAAGACCAUCAAGAAGCAGUCUCUGCAGCUCACCGAGAUCCAGACCCACUACGAUGAGGUCCAGAGGCAGCUCCAGGUGACGCUUGACCAGUACGGCGUCGCCCAGCGCAGGAUACAGUCCCUCACCGGCGAGGUCGAGGAGAUCCGUGGCAACUACGAGCAGGCCCUUCGCGCUAAGCGCACCGUCGAACAGUCUUACGAGGAGGCUGUCACCCGCAUCAAUGAGCUGACCGUGAUCAACGUCAACCUGUCCAGCAACAAGGCUAAGAUCGAGCAGGAGCUCGCAGCCGUCGCUGCCGACUACGAUGAGAUCACCAAGGAGCUGCGCAUUGCUGACGAGAGAUACCAGCGCGUCCAGACUGAACUGAAACACACCGUCGAGCACCUCCACGAGGAGCAGGAGAGGAUCGUCAAGAUCGAAGCCGUCAAGAAGUCUCUCGAAAUCGAAGUCAAGAACAUCUCCGUUCGCCUGGAGGAGGUUGAGGCUAACGCCAUUGUUGGUGGCAAGCGCAUCAUCAGCAAACUUGAGGCCCGCAUCAAGGACAUGGAACUGGAAAUGGAUGAGGAGAAGAGGAGGCACGCUGAGACCAUCAAGAUCCUCCGCAAGAAGGAGCGCCAGCUCAAGGAGGUCAUGAUCCAGUGCGAGGAGGACCAGAAGAACAUCGUUCUCCUGCAGGACUCCCUCGAAAAGACCACCCAGAAGGUCAACAUUUACAAGAGGCAGCUGACAGAACAGGAGGGCAUGUCCCAGCAGAACGUGACCAGAGUGCGACGAUUCCAGCGCGAGUUGGAAGCCGCCGAGGACCGCGCCGACUGCGCCGAGAGCAACCUGUCUCUGAUCCGCGCCAAGCACCGCACCUUCGUCACCACCUCUACCGUGCCUGGCUCCCAGGUCUACCUGGUGCAGGAGUCUCGCGCCAUGAGCUCAGAGCGCCUGUGAGCGCCCCAACCCCAGCCCCACCACACCAGCAUUUCUCUCCAUCUUUCAAUAUCGGGGCGCAAUUCCGGUCGGGUAUAAUAAGCCUAGUCGUUCGUUAAGUGAUGUACAAGCGGCAGGAGACGCUAGUGCGAGUGCGCAGUGGCGUCCCCUGCGCAGCUGCGAGUCGGGACGGGCGCUCGGCGCUACGGCUCGCCCUAACGUUGCCGUGUCUCCGCACUACUUCGGCCAAACGCCGACCGCUCGUCCCAAUGGACGUUUUUAAAUGUAACGCUAAUUCAACCAAAUAAAGGAACCAAAAACAUGAAGCUUUUUUUUUCAAUAUUUUUCUAAUAUAAGGUCACCGGCGCUAUAGAAUACAAUGUCAUUAUGUACCGUAAUUUAGGUGCAGUAGUUUAAAAUAAAAGAAUUAUUUUAUAUUAUUAUUUAUUAAUGGUGCAAUACAUAUUGUACGUUUGUAACUGUAACUUUUAAUAAUUAAAAAUAAAUGCUAUUUAUGUUAAAGAAACAAAAAAAGCAAUAAAACUUCAAAAGUAA
Messenger RNA from Trichoplusia ni (cabbage looper), 3254 nucleotides. RefSeq names its product paramyosin, long form (gene Prm). The record is from RefSeq and is a predicted model, not a curated record. The transcript is spliced from 16 exons. Bases 84 to 2720 code for a protein of 878 amino acids. Gene Ontology annotation, cellular component: myosin complex. Lineage: Eukaryota; Metazoa; Arthropoda; Insecta; Lepidoptera; Noctuidae.